GUUGCCUCGGCGCCGCACCGCUUUUCCAAGAUGGCCGCCGCUGCCGGUGCCGUGGCGGUCGCGGGGCCGGCUGAAGGCAAGAAGAUCGCCGACCUGCGGGUCAUCGACCUCAAGUCCGAGCUGAAGCGGCGGAACUUGGACGUCAACGGAGUCAAGACGGUGCUGGUGUCCCGGCUCAAGCAGGCUAUUGAAGAGGAAGGAGGCGAUCCAGAUAAUAUUGAAUUAACUGUUUCAACUGAUACUCCAAACAAGAAACCAACCAAAGGCAAAGGUAAAAAACAAGAAGCAGAUGAGUUGAGUGGAGACGCUUCUGUGGAAGAUGAUGCUUUUGUCAAGGACUGUGAGUUGGAGAAUCAAGAGGCACAUGAGCAAGAUGAAAGUGACGAAAUAAAGGAUUCUGAAGAAUUUGGUGAAAAUGAAGAAGAAAAUGUGCAUUCCAAGGAAUUACUUUCCGCUGAAGAGAACAAGAGAACUCAUGAAUUAAUAGAGACAGAAGCAAUAGAAGAUAUAGAAAAAGAGGACAUCGAAAGUCAGGAAAUUGAAGCUCCAGAAGGUGAAGAUGAUACCUAUCUAACGGCCCAAGAUGGUGAGGAAGAGGAAAAUGAGAAAGCUAUAGCAGGUUCUGGUGAUGGUACACAAGAAGUAUCUAAACCUCUUCCUUCAGAAGGGAGCCUAGCUGAAGCUGGCCACACAGCUCCCGAAGAGAUGGAAGCUAAUGCGACUGGGAAAGAAGCUGAGGAUGACAACAUCUCGGUCACAAUCCAGGCUGAAGAUGCCAUCACUCUGGAUUUUGAUGGUGAUGACCUCCUAGAAACAGGUAAAAAUGUGAAAAUUACAGAUUCUGAAGCAAGUAAGCCAAAAGAUGGGCAGGACGCCGUUGUACAGAGCCCUGAGAAGGAAACCAAGGAUUAUGAGAUGAAUGUGAACCAUAAAGAUGGUAAGAAGGAAGACGGCGCGAAGGGCGAUCCUGUCGAGAAGGAAGCCAGAGAAGGUUCUAAGAAAGCAGAAUCUGGAGACAAAGAAAAGGAAACUUUGAAGAAAGGGCCCUCAUCUACUGGGGCCUCUGGUCAAGCAAAGAGCUCUUCAAAGGAAUCUAAAGACAGCAAGACAUCAUCUAAAGAUGACAAAGGAAGCACAGGUAGUACUAGUGGUGGCAGUGGAAGCUCAACUAAAAAUAUCUGGGUCAGUGGACUUUCUUCUAAUACCAAAGCGGCUGACUUGAAGAACCUCUUUGGCAAAUAUGGGAAGGUGCUGAGUGCAAAGGUAGUUACAAAUGCUCGGAGCCCUGGGGCGAAGUGCUAUGGCAUUGUCACGAUGUCUUCCAGCACAGAGGUGUCCAGAUGCAUAGCCCACCUCCAUCACACUGAGCUGCAUGGACAGCUGAUUUCCGUGGAGAAAGUAAAGGGUGAUCCUUCUAAGAAAGAAAUGAAGAAAGAAAACGAUGAAAAGAGUAGCUCAAGAAGUUCUGGAGAUAAAAAGAAUGCAAGUGAUAGAAGUGGAAAAACGCAAACCUCUGUCAAGAAAGAAGAGAAAAGGCUAUCGGAAAAAUCUGAGAAGAAAGAGAGCAAGGAUAGUAAGAAAAUGGAAAGUAAAGAAGAGAAGAGUGACAAUGGAACGAGCGGCCAGACCUCAGAGCUGACGAAGAAAAGUGAAGAAAAGAAGCGAAUAAGUUCAAAGAGUCCAGGACAUAUGGUAAUAUUAGACCAAACUAAGGGAGAUCAUUGCAGGCCAUCAAGAAGAGGAAGACACGAGAAAAUUCAUGGAAGAAGCAAGGAGAAGGAGAGAGCCAGCCUAGAUAAAAAGAGGGACAAAGACUAUAGGCGGAAGGAGAUCUUGCCUUUUGAAAAGAUGAAGGAACAGAGAUUGAGAGAACACUUAGUUCGUUUUGAAAGGCUACGGCGAGCAGUGGAACUUCGAAGACGAAGAGAGAUUGCAGAAAGAGAGCGUCGAGAGCGAGAACGAUUUAGAAUAAUCCGUGAACGGGAAGAACGGGAGCGCUUACAGAGAGAGAGAGAGCGCCUAGAGAUUGAAAGGCAGAAACUAGAGAGAGAGAGGAUGGAACGAGAACGCUUGGAAAGGGAGCGCAUUCGCAUUGAACAGGAGCGGCGGAAGGAGGCGGAGAGGAUUGCCCGGGAGCGUGAGGAGUUGCGGCGGCAGCAGCAGCAGCUGCGUUAUGAGCAGGAGAAGAGGAACUCUCUGAAGCGGCCGCGGGACGUGGACCACAGGCGCGAUGAGCCUUACUGGAGCGAGAGUAAGAAGCUGUCCCUGGACACAGAUGCCCGCUUUGGCCACAGCUCCGACUACUCACGGCAGCAGAACAGGUUCCACGACUUUGACCACCGUGAGCGGGGCCGCUUCCCUGAUGGUGCAGCUGUGCCUUCGUCCUCUUUCGAUCGGCGCGAGCGCUUUGUUGGUCAAAGUGAAGGGAAGAAAACUCGGCCAACUACACGAAGAGAGGACCCCAGCUUUGAGAGAUACCCCAAAAACUUCAGUGACUCUCGAAGGAACGAGCCACCCCCGAGAGCCGAGCUGCGGGACACAGAGCGGAGAGAUGUGCGGGGCGAGCGGGACGAGCGGAGGGCAGUGCUUCUGCACGACAGGCCCGACCUGCCGCCCCCCAGGCACCCUCGGGACACUGGCCCGGGCCCAUCCAGACCCACAUCCUGGAAGGGCGAGGGUGGCCUGGCCGCCGACAAGCGGGAUGCCAGAGUGGAGAGGCCCGAGCGCUCGGCGAGGGACGUGUCACACAGUGUUCGGGGUGCUCCGCCUGGGGGUCGCGGCACCGCCUCAGGCUAUGGCGGCAGGGAUAGUGACCGAGGGGUCAUCUCGGAGCGAGGUGGUGGGGCCCAGCACUACGAGGAGCGGCACAUGGUGGAGCGCCACGGCCGGGAUGCAGGUGGUCCACGGAAGGAGUGGCACAGCCCGCCGGCCCAGGGGCCCGGCUACCACGACAGCAGGCGCCUGGGUGACAGCAGGGCGGGCGCAGUGCUGGGCCAGCACUCGAGCACCGCCUCUCCGAUCAGCAGGAUCGUGCCCAUGGGGGGCGGCUCGCUAUCCCGUGGAAGUGGCUCCGGCUUCAAGCCCUUUAAGGGUGGCCCCCCACGCCGCUUCUGAAAUAUUUAUUGAAACCUCCCAUGGACUCUGACUGUGCUGGAAGAGAAUCCUCUGCCCGCUGUGCCCGAGAGUUCCACAGACUUUUUAUUUUCUUUUUUAAAAAAUUUAACAUGAUUGCUUUUCUCAAUUUUAGAGAAGACGUUUAAAUAGUUCUGUUGUAAUUUUUCAUAGUUCUGUGUCCCAUUGAGCUUUUCUUUCCUGCAGCACCGCAUACCCUGGAAGGUAGGGGUGCCGGGCUCCGGGGUUCUUCCACCAAGCACCUCGGCCUCCACGGUGAAGGCUGGCUCAGUGCAGAUGUCUGCUGUUUGGUUUUUAGAGAUAAGAAUGUUCCUUGAAUUUCUGAGUAUUAUGUAACCUAUUUUUGCAGAAGGUACUGUUACAUUAAGUGCAUCUGUGUAACCUGGUUAAAAAUGUAAUCUUUUUUGAAAUAAACCUUCAUAUUCUGUA
Messenger RNA from Cavia porcellus (domestic guinea pig), 3561 nucleotides. RefSeq names its product SAFB like transcription modulator (gene Sltm). The transcript is spliced from 21 exons. Lineage: Eukaryota; Metazoa; Chordata; Mammalia; Rodentia; Caviidae. Bases 31 to 3114 code for a protein of 1027 amino acids. Gene Ontology annotation, cellular component: nucleus. Gene Ontology annotation, molecular function: sequence-specific DNA binding; RNA binding. Gene Ontology annotation, biological process: regulation of transcription by RNA polymerase II; regulation of mRNA processing. The record is from RefSeq and is a predicted model, not a curated record.